CAACAAAUUAACCAAGAGGACUUUGCAUUAUGGCGGUGUGAAAAGUAUCCUUCCGCGAGAGUUAAGCGCAUCUUUUCCAACACAAACUCCUCCAGGUCGCCGCCAUAGAGACGUUUGUGAACCCUGAGCUGAGAUGAGUGAUGUGAGGGAAGAGUCGCUGCUGGAUUAUUUCUACUCCACCGGAGGCAGCUCAGGCAGAGUCAAAAACGCAGAUAUACUGAAGACGUUUAAGCCCUUUAUUGGCCACAGUGACGUGCAGUUACGUGCUAAAUACAGAGAGGAAUUCAAGCUGAUCAUCGACCGAAUCGCUGUGGUGAAGUCAGAGAAUGGUGAAAAGUAUCUCGUCCUAAAGAAGAAAUAUAGGCAAAUGCUGCAUGAGCGAGAUGCCAAACAUCCCUGGACAGACGGGGACGGACAGAGACGUUGGAGCCCAGGCCGAGCUCCGGCCACCGUUCAGUGGGACGCCACGACUUCUUCGCCUCACCAGAAGGAACAACAGCGUGAGCUGAUGUCACGUGGAGAGCCCGACGCUGCUGCAGAGACAGGAACAGCCUCCAUGCAGCACGAUGUUCUGCAACUUCCUGCCAUCCCAACCCGGGAACCCUCGGCACAAAGCAACGGGGACGAUGAGCUGGACAAAGAUUCAGGGUCAAAGUCCGAGUCGGAGCCAGACGAGGAGUGUACGGGCAGUAUGGGCUCCGCUGCGGUCGCUCUGGAUCCUAUAGAGAAGGAGUGGAUCUACUCCGCUGCAGGUGCUCGAGUCCCUGACCUCUCCCAUCUGCUCAGACAGGACCCCUCGCUGGCAAACAAGAAGGACUUUACCUCAUUUACGGCUCUGCACUGGGCUGCCAAACAUGGCAAAGAGGACAUGGCCGCUCUGGUGGCUGACGCGGGUGCUGAUGUCAACAUCAAAUCGGUGAGUGGAUAUACACCUUUACACAUCGCAGCGUUACAUGGUCAUCGGCAUAUUCUAGAACUGCUCAUCGUGACAUAUGGGGCCAAAGAAAACUUAAGGGACAACAGCGGCCAUUUUGCCUGCCAUUAUCUGAACAUCAAAGAACCAGAGGGUUCAGAAGAAGACUCCGACCUGCCGUUUCAAGUCACUCAGGCCAGAGAACCGAACAGGAACAGGAAGUUGGCAUCGUUGUUUCACUCCAAGAAAAAGUGGGGCUCAGCCGAGGAGCUGGCGCCGAUCGAGGAGGAGAGGACGCCGUCGCAUCAGCUCGUCCCUCCUCCAUUCAGACCCAGAAAAUUCUCCCGCUGAGAAAGAACAGACGACUCUGCCAGGUGUCCCACACUCACGCGUCCACUUAAACCUACAUGCAUAUAUAUUGACACACGUGAUGUUAACCUGUGUGUAUAUACAAUGGGAGUGUAAUGUGUAUGUAUUUGUUUUGCACACACAUACAUCAACACUUUAAACGCAUACAAGGCAUAUAUCGAUACUUUAAGACACAAUCACACCUCAACAGCUCAUCCCAGUAUACUGAAUACAUGUGCUUUGACAUUACAUAUGAGGUGCUGAAGAUGAUGCUUUGCUUUUAUGUGUACGCAGUAUUUAUGCUUCCCAUAAAAGUAUUUCUUGAAGUUUUUACAUUUGAAUGAAUGUUGAUAAAUGUUACUUAUGCCUUACAAUUUCAAAUGAACUCAGGCCACAUCUAUAAGCCCGCCUUUUGUUUGCGUUAAAGACUACAAGUAGACAAUUUAACUGCGAUGUUGUCCAGAUGAUCCAGAUUCACUUUCACUCUGUGAGGAUGAUGAGGCUGCAGUUAAAAUCUAUUAAAAUAAGCAGAUUCAUCUUUUCUUUUCUUUUUUUAAGGCGCACACUCUUUUGUAUGUUUUGGUAUUAAAAAUCAUUUGUACUUGCUUAACAUUUUCUAUAACAUACCAGAAGUUAUUUAUUUUACUUAAUUUGCAAAGAGACUAUAUUGUGAAAAUUCUCAUUUUGUAUUGAGUUAAUAAUUCUAAAAUCACAACUAAGGGGUCAACUAAGGGACAGAACCAAAGUUAUUGGGAAGGGGGGGGGGGGGAACCUUCUUGGUUUAACCAGCAUAAACCUCGACAGCAUUUUUACUAUUUUUUUGGACUUCAACAAUACAAUUAAUCUGCAGGGGAAACUCAUGAGAAUAAAAUAUAAAUCUGCUCUCAGAGUGGCCUUCUUCAAGCAUAAGACAAAUACACGACCCUCCCCCUUUUCUGACCCUCCUCCCUCCUCGUUGAACUGUCCCUUAUGACAAUGCAAUUAUUGAUUGUGCAGCUCCAACAGCUGUGUUGCAUUGCGAGUCACCAAGUGUGUGUGUUGUUGUGCUCUUUGUUUGUUUUUUCCAAGUAGCUUUUGAAUGCAGCGCUGCAUGGCAGCAACGCUAUAUUUAUCCAUGAAUGAAUGCCCCCGCAACAAAGCUAAUGUUUUUUGUUAUUAAUUAAUGAGCUAUUUCAAGCUAGUUUCCAGUACAUUUUCAAACUGUAAGACAGUAGCUUCUUGGAAGGAAUCACAUUAGUCUAAACAGUAACACUAUGCUUUGAAAGAUCUUUGGCAGUAAAGUGUUUGUUGCAAUUUGUAGUCAUGGGCUCCAAAUAAAACAACCAGUGUGGUCUCUAGUUUCAGACAUUGUUUUCUCUGUUGUAAAAGAUGCUCGUUGUAACUAUUUGUUCAUACUUCAGUGCCAUUGUCGUGUUUUUUUAAAGAUAACAUUUUAUUAUCUAGACUAGAAAAAAGAACUGCCUCCAUUACAUCUUUUGCACAUUAUUUUUAUCAUGAAGCUAUUUUGAUAUUAAACUUUAUUUGAGAUCAAA
Molecule: messenger RNA, 2793 nt
Organism: Pseudoliparis swirei
Lineage: Eukaryota; Metazoa; Chordata; Actinopteri; Perciformes; Liparidae
Product: ankyrin repeat domain-containing protein SOWAHB
Exons: 12
Coding region: 134-1264 (376 amino acids)
Molecular function (GO): protein binding
Source: RefSeq, a predicted model, not a curated record